AUGAAAGUAAAAACUCAGGCGACCAGUUUUGCAGCCCCUUUCUUACAGCUUACAUUCGAUAGUUUUACGUUGGGUCGCUUCGUGUCCUUUACUUCCGAUGGUUGUCCGGACGGUGCCUUACAAAUAACCGAAUUAAAUCGGCCACACGUCGGGGGAUCCUGGUGUGGCACGUCUUGGUGUCCCGAAAUCUACUACAGCGAAACUAAAAGCGUAACGAUAACGGUUAGUCUACUCAGGCUGGCCAAGGAUCAGAACGGUUACAACUUCGACUUUCGGAUGGAGUACAAGCUAUUGCGAAAACAAUCGGCCACCGUUAGGUACGGUGGGGGCCAGCUCAUAGUGGACGUGAACACCACGGUACCGUCAGUGGUGGAGCCUGAAUCCGAGUACUACCUAGGCGAUUUGAUCGCGGGGACGUACUGCUCGAGAAUCUAUAGCGAUUGUGAUAGGAAGCGUUGUCGGCUACAGUCGCCUAAUUUUCCCGGGCUGUAUCCGCGUAACGUGACUUGCUACUACGCGGUGCGCCAACACGAAAUACCCGAAGGCAAGCACGCGCUUAUAACAGUCCGGCAGUCGAAAGGACAGCUAAUCUCGAUUCGUAGCCAGUCGGCGUUACACGGAACGGCAAGCACUAGAGAGCUGAAGGUGUGGAACGCGUGUGAUGAUGUCCAGGAUUACGUGACCGUGUAUGACGGUUACACGACGCGUGAUCCUAUCAUACUCAAGUUUUGUGGAGGAGGCGAAGCCGUUCCGGAGGCGGUGUCGAGCGGACACGAGUUACUAAUUGAAUUUUCCACUUCUCCAUUUGGAACGUUUUCGCAUCCCAUCCCCGUUCAGUCACUCCAUGGUUUUCAGCUGGAUGUGGAGGUAAAAUUCGUCGAUCAGCUUUCCCCAAUGUUCAUAAAGCACAAAAGGAACUGCGAGUUUUGGAUCAGGGGUACAGAUAAAGGUAUCUUGGAUAAUCCACUGCACUCACUCCCUGCCAACACCACGUGCUUGUACCACCUCCAAGGGAUCGACACGUCCGUAUCGCCUUCGCCGAUUCCCUUCCGGCCGAUAUCCAGGUACCCUGAGGGAAUUUGGAGACCGACCAGGCUACUGUUUCCACCGCCUCGGUACAGGGUAUGGCUAUCGGUUACCAAAUUCCACGUGGCGGGUUCGAAGGACUUGCAAAAACAAGACCAGGAAAUGUGCAGAAGUAGCUUGAAAGUUUGGGAUGGACAAGUAUGGACCGGAACUAAUUGCAACGACUUAUUCUGCAGCAAGGAUAAGUUGAAAAACGUCCCGAAAACGAGCAUGUCAGGGCCCUUAGGGCUCGGAAAAAACGUGACCCUUCUAGCGAGAUAUUGUCGAGAACAUAUAGCGAGAACGUGCGAUCAUUCCAUGUUAGCAAAUACCACCCGGUUUCCACGUCCGUGUUCAUUAAGCGAGAGUUUCCUAUCCUCCGGAGAUAGUCUCACGUUAGAAUUACAAGUGUCCGACUCGACGGCGUUGAGGCCGGUACAAUUUCGCGCCUUGUACGAGUUCGUCGAUUUGCAUCAAGACGGCGAGCCUUACGGAAUUGGAGCGUGUUCGAGGAAAUUUACUACUCCCCUACAAAAUACGCAGCAGAAGUUUCAGGCGCCACGCGAUAUAUUCCUUUACGGGCGAGGCGGAGCGAAAAAUUUAAGGUAUGUGUUUACGUAG
Molecule: messenger RNA, 1686 nt
Organism: Photinus pyralis (common eastern firefly)
Lineage: Eukaryota; Metazoa; Arthropoda; Insecta; Coleoptera; Lampyridae
Exons: 6
Coding region: 1-1686 (561 amino acids)
Cellular component (GO): plasma membrane
Source: RefSeq, a predicted model, not a curated record